AUGGACCCUAGCAAAGAGAAGAUACGUCAUAUUUUACAGUUUUUCUUCGAUAAAGGCGAAAACGAAAGCCAAGCGGCUGAAAAUGUGAAUAGAGUUUAUGGUCCUGAUACUGUAACAGCCAAUCACGCGCAAUUUUGGUUUCGUCGAUUCCGUUCCGGUAAUUUUGAUGUCAAAGCACCACGCUCUAGAAGGCCAAUUGUCGAAAAUGUCGAUAAAAUUAAUGGAAAUCGUCAAGUCCGACCGUCAUUGACUCGCCAGAAGCUCCGGGAGCUUGGUUGGGAGGUUCUUAUGCAUCCACGUUAUAGUCCGCACCUGGCUCCAAGUGAUUACCACCUGUUCCUGUCUAUGGCGAAUGAUUUUGCUGAUGAAAAAUUCGCCUCAAGAGAAGCUUGUGAAAAUCGGAUAUCUCAGUUUUUUAUCAAUAGGGACGAGGGUUUCUAUGAGAGAGGCAUAAUGGAAUUACCUUCAAAAUGGCAACAAGUUAUCGAACAAAACGGUGCAUAUUUGACCUAA
Messenger RNA from Acromyrmex echinatior (Panamanian leafcutter ant), 513 nucleotides. Its product is annotated as histone-lysine N-methyltransferase SETMAR-like. NCBI's taxonomy places the organism in Eukaryota, Metazoa, Arthropoda, Insecta, Hymenoptera, Formicidae. The record is from RefSeq and is a predicted model, not a curated record.